GGCGGUCGGCAACAACUUAUAGUGCACCGAAAUUAUGGUAUUUUUCAAUUAGAUGUGAUGAAAACAGUUUCUCCAAUAAUUUCGGCGAAAACAAUAAAAAUAUAUACACGCAUGUGCAUUCGUUGUUCAGGUGUCUAUAAACGGUCAAACGACAAUUGAAUGUGGCAUCGUUGUUUGCUUACAAAGUGCAAUUAAUUAGUUAGGUGAAUUCAAAACCAAUUUCGAAAAUUCGUUACUUAUCAGUCUGUGUGCGGUGGUGCAAAUAAUGCUAUUGGCUUUAUUAUUGUUGAUAUUCUUCAUUAUAUGGUGGCAACGCAAUGCCUGGUUGCUGGUAUGGCGCCUCAAUGGAUGGCGUGGUAUGCUGCAACAGCCAUACUUAUGGUUUAUUUUCCUGUUCUAUUUGGAACCAAAAAAACUAUUGCAGGCCGUUUCCCGCAUACGACCCCAUUUUCAACGUCCGCUGGCCAUUGUAUUCGGCAAUAAAACUGUGAUUUACGUCGACGACCCUGCGACUAUGGAACAAUUUUUCAAUGCACCCGAAUGUAUAGAUAAAUCUUUCUUUCAAAAUGGAUUUUGCUUACGUCGAGGCUUAUUACAUGCUAAAGGAGCUGCGUGGAAAUCUCGGCGUAGACAGUUGGACCCAGCUUUCGGUUCUAAAGUCUUACUAAGCUUCAUUGACACCUUUAAUACGGUCGGAAAUCAAUUGGUGCACAAAUUCGAUACGGAGUUAUUGGGGGACAAUGUGCAAUUUAAUAUUCUAGACGAAAUGUUUUGCAGAGCAGUGCUUGAGGUCUCAUGUCAAACAACAAUGGGCACGGAAACCAACUUUACAGCUGCAGACACACAGGGUAUUGCAAGGACCUACAGCGAGCUCAUGGAUAUAUCAGCAUUGAAGGGCACAAAACCUUGGUUGCAAGUGGAUUUUAUAUUUUAUCUGCUGGAUACUAAGAACUACAAACGCAGCCAAGAACUUAUGAAACAUUUAGAGGAGUUUGUGAAAAUUAUCGUACAAAAAAAGCAUGCUGAGUGGAAGGCAGGAAGUCAGAGCAAUAUUUCGAAUAUUGGCACCAAUGAUGCAGAUUCAAGAAACACUGAUGGCGCAGAAGAUCCAAAGGAUGCCAAGAUUGCAGGAAGUACAAAUCGAAGGCGUAUUUUUAUUGAGCAAAUAUUCCAUAUGGUCGAUACCGGCGAACUGCGAAUGGAGGAUGUUAUGGAUGAGGCGCUAUCCAUGCUGAUGGUGUCAUUUGAAACGAUUUCUACCAGUGUUUUAGUCACUGUGCUCCUUCUGGCGAUGCAUGAGGAUUGUCAGCGUAAAUUACGGGAGGAAAUCACAACAACUUUUCCCAAACAAUCACAAAUAUUUAAUAUCGAUCCAACGCAGUUGUUACAAAUGACUUACCUCGAUUCCAUUGUAUACGAAUCGUUACGCCUACUCACUACUGUUCCAUUUAAUAUGCGCGCGGUGAGCCGAGAUUUUUAUUUGCAACUAGUAUCUGGUGCCGGCGGUACAACGCGACGAGUAAAAGUGCCAAAAGACACAGCACUCGUAUUUGAUGUUUUCAAUAUGCAACGUGAUACAAAAUUUUGGGGCGCCCAUGCCAAAGAAUUCCAUCCCGAACACUUUGCAUCCGGAAGUACAGGUUCGGCGGGACGUCAUCCAUACGCGUUUGUGCCAUUUGCCAAAGGAUUGCGUUACUGUAUAGGGAAUCGUUAUUCGAUGUACUUGGCUAAAAUAUUUUUGGUGAAAUUAAUUUAUCACUUUGAAUUUGGCACCUCAAUAAAAUUGGAAGAUUUGAUUUUCGUAAAUGGCAUUUCGUUGAAGUUUGGCAAUAGCGAAAGUAUAAAUUUCCAAAUAAGGAAGCUCAGUGAAUCUAACGCUUAGUUGUUCAUCGUUUCGUUGUUAGUCAUGGUUGCCUUUUCAUUCUAACGAACUUUCGCAGUAAUAUACUUAGGUAAAAAUGUGCUUUGGACAUCUACAUAAACAUUUGGAUUUUAUACGAACUUGAAUGCCUUAAAUAUUUUAUAUUUACUACUCUAGUUUCUAA
Molecule: messenger RNA, 2045 nt
Organism: Anastrepha ludens (Mexican fruit fly)
Lineage: Eukaryota; Metazoa; Arthropoda; Insecta; Diptera; Tephritidae
Gene: Cyp318a1
Product: probable cytochrome P450 318a1
Exons: 8
Coding region: 266-1882 (538 amino acids)
Molecular function (GO): iron ion binding; heme binding; oxidoreductase activity, acting on paired donors, with incorporation or reduction of molecular oxygen
Source: RefSeq, a predicted model, not a curated record